AUGGGCUGUAAUAUUUACAAUACGAUAUCAAAACGUUAUUAUACAUUUUUCUAUUUUCCCAUUGUGACUAAUGUCCUCCCAAUAACUACUACUAUAACAUCGAGUUUAUUAGCUUAUCGAAAUGUUCGUCGAAUCGUUUGUCUUCAACGACCAGUAUUUCGUCGACGUCUUGAUCGGCAAAUGACAGCAAUUACUUUGGCACGCAUUGUAGUUCUCAUUGCACUUGGCUCUCCGUAUAUUUUUAUUUCUCUAUAUCAGAUUAAUUUAAACGUUAAUACAAAUAAUUAUAUGCAACUAGCACUUUUUGAACUAAUUUCAGCAAUUAGUUUUUAUGUUUUUCUAAUAGUAUCAUCUCGUUUUCGUCGUCAAGAAAAAACUGUUUUAGUGAAAAAAGUUUGGCGAUCAAUCAAAUUAUGUUCUUGUAAAACAUCAACAACUAAUCGUCGAAAUCAAAUUUCUCCUGAGGUACUUCCACCAAGUUCUUCUGGGAAUGAAAUAUGUAAUAAUAAUCAUGUUUAA
Messenger RNA from Rotaria socialis, 519 nucleotides. The record is from the annotation of a GenBank genome assembly. NCBI's taxonomy places the organism in Eukaryota, Metazoa, Rotifera, Eurotatoria, Philodinida, Philodinidae.